Molecule: messenger RNA, 1866 nt
Organism: Linum trigynum
Lineage: Eukaryota; Viridiplantae; Streptophyta; Magnoliopsida; Malpighiales; Linaceae
Source: the annotation of a GenBank genome assembly
CUCUGCUCUUUCCAUUCGCGACCUUACCUCCAAAAUCCGCAAUUGCAUGGUUCGGCCGUGUCCAUCCUUUUCACCAUUCCGGGCAGCUUUUCCAAUUUUCUAGAGCUUCUUUGUUGCUGAGACACGACCUGACGAGGGCUCUUCACAUCUGCGUACACACGCCACCGCCCUUGAAUGGUACACUACACCUCUCCGUGCUCUCCUCGAUUAAGGGCGAUUGAACUCCUCUGGUUCGCCCCCCCAGUUCGUCUCUACCUCCUAUCCGAUUCUUUUCUUACGCCGGAAAAGCAAGAGAAACAUUGGAACAAUGGGCGGAGAGGAGGAGCCUUACCCAUGAGGAAGAGCCGGUGGGUGGUGAAGACGACGGUCUCUUCUUUGUUUUCUCCGUUUCUUACUCGCAGAUUUGAAAUGGAUUUUGCCCAAGUUCGGACUUUGCUAGAUUUGACAAUGUGGGUUCUGAUUUUGGGGAUUUUCUUCUUUGGUUGUUUCCUCAAAGAUGUCGAUUGACCAACGAAUUGCUUGGCUCCAUGAAUGAAUGUUGACUGUAGCUCAGAAAGGGAAGGCAGAGUCUGAGUUUGGAGAUUGGAACGCUCUAUUGGUCUCCAGGCAGAAGGGACGAAGAAGCUCAACUUUAGGAUCAAGGUUGGGAUCGGCGAGGAAGAUGAAAAGAUAAGGACCUCAGAAUUGCCAGAGUUUAAUCAGUAUUUCCUGGCCUAAGUGAAGUAUGAAUACCUUUGGCUUGAAAGCUUCCACAUUUCUAGAGUUUCGAUCUAACAAGCCAGGAAAAUGGUAAGCAACAGCAUCCCUGCCAACCUUAGAGAAAUGUCGUUUACAAAUGUGGUACGAUUACCUAAUGUUCUUAUUUCUGAACUUGACGUAGCCUGCCUUUGUUGCAAAUUUCUGUGGUACGAUUACCUUCAUUUUAUAAUGUGAUAGUGUUACCAUUACCUAAUGUUCUUAUUUCUGAACUUGACGUGUACGUUCACCAACGAGGCAUGGCUGAAAGCAUGCUAGCUGCAAACCUGGAAGGAUGCGAAGUGCUUUAGCAGACACUAAAGAAUCGAGGCCCUUUCCCAGACUCUGGUUAGUCUACAUCAUAUUAAUCGACGGGAGAGAUUCUCAUGCAGUUCGGUUCAUUUGUUUUCGUUAUCUUUUGUCUGUCUAAUUAACAGACAUUGAUAAUGAUUUUUCAGAUGGGUUCGGAGAGCUGACCUUAUGCAAGAAAUGAAGCAAGAGGGAGUGCAACUUGACUUUCACACUUACACUUGGUCUAUAAAUGCUUACUGCAAGAAAGUAGUGAAGACCGUGGAGGAAAUUGCAGCCUUUGUAUUGAAGAGAGAUGGUCAAAUCUAUUCGAUAUGGGCACAGUGGUCGACUGUCCAAGUGUUUGCGCAAGAUUUAGGGAACCGGUGGGUACAUCCCAAAAGUACUGCAGAAACCUUCCCUCCAGAGGAUGAGUUUAGGGAGAGCAUACAGGGCGGACUUUGGCAAACUCAGGGAGCUUGAAUCCUUUGCCAUCAGAGGAAUCCAGUGGUGUUGUGAUGCCAUCAGAAAAACGCUUCACUGUGGAAUUUGAUUCCCUAUUUCCCUUUAUACUUUCUCGGAGGCUGCUUUACUCUAUUUUUUCAAUAGUUUUCUCCUGGUAUUUCCUUUCUUUUGAUGGUAUUCAGAAGAAGUUGCCUCCUGCAAGUAUAACGACUCUGUUUGUCAAAAAAAAAAAAAAAAGUAUAACGACUCUAGAUGCAAGAUCAACCAUUUUGAUUUUCUGAGACAUGGAAAAUGACUUUCAGUGUUUGUUCAGGACGCAUAUGCUUUGUACCUUUCAGAAUGUGGAGCUCAUGUUACCAAGAAAUGAAGGUUUUCAUG